Molecule: messenger RNA, 2713 nt
Organism: Ficedula albicollis (Collared flycatcher)
Lineage: Eukaryota; Metazoa; Chordata; Aves; Passeriformes; Muscicapidae
Gene: RAVER2
Product: ribonucleoprotein, PTB binding 2
Exons: 14
Cellular component (GO): cytosol
Molecular function (GO): mRNA binding
Source: RefSeq, a predicted model, not a curated record
CCCCUCGGUGAGGGCGAGCGGGUAACGGGAGCACCUGUGUGCGCGCAGGAAAUCCACGACUUGUUUAAAGAUUAUGAAAUCAAAUAUUGUUAUGUGGACAGGAAUAAAAGAACAGCUUUUGUCACCCUGUUGAACGGGGAGCAGGCCCAGAGCGCCAUCAGGAAGUUCCACCAGCACUCCCUGCGUGGCAAGGAGAUCUCAGUGCAGCUGCAGCCCACAGAUGCUCUGCUGUGCAUCACCAACCUGCCCCUUUCCCUCAGCAUAGAGGAGUUUGAGGAGCUGGUGCGUGCCUAUGGCAACGUGGAGAGAUGUUUCCUGGUGUACAGCGAGCUCACCGGCCACUCCAAGGGCUACGGCUUCGUGGAGUACAUGAAGAAGGACUCUGCUGCCAAGGCCAGGCUGGAGCUGCUGGGCAAGCAGCUGGAGGACAGCACUCUGUUUGCACAGUGGAUGGAUGUGAACCAGCUGACCACAAACCUCAUUCACUCCAAGUGCCUUUGUGUGGAGAAAUUACAAAAAGACUGUGCUGAUUCGAAGGAGCUGAUCCAGGCUUUCUCCCUCAAGUACAAACCUGUGUUCUGCCAGUUUGCCCAGGACGAGGAGGGCGGCAGCGGCGACUUCGCGGUGCUGGAGUACGAGAGCGCGGAGCAGGCGGAGAGCGUGCGCGCCGCCACGCACGGGCUCAGCCUCCGCGGCAGGAGGCUGCAGGUGUCCUUCUGUGCCCCCGGGGCCCCGGGCAGGAGCACCUUGGCAGCUCUGAUAGCUGCACAGAGGAUGAUGAGGAACAAUAGGAAAGGUUUGCUUCCAGAGCCAAAUCCAGUGCAGAUCAUGAAAAGUUUUAAUAAUCCAGCAAUGCUGCAGAUGCUGCUGCAGCCCCAGCUGCGUGGCCACGCUGUUAAACCUGUUCUUGGAGCAUCUGCAGGUUUACCUCACCUCAUCAAUUCAGCAGUUGGGCCUCCUUUUUUGCAGCUGAAUAAAGUUCAUCAGAGCUCAAUUCUGGGGAGCACCUCCAGCCUGCUGCUGCAGAGCCCUGCUCACCUGCCCCUGCCCCAGCAGCAGCUCCUGAAGAUGGAAAACAUGCAGGCAAACAGUAAACCAGGUUUGCUGGGAGAGCCUCCAACAAUGCUGCUGCAGACAGUGCUGGGCAUAGGGGUGAUGCCAGCAGUGAGCUCAGGCCUGGCAGCUCGAGGAGAAGCUCUCAAGUCCUGUCCCGCAGCUCCCAUGGCGGCGGCGGCGGCGGGGAUGGGCGUGCUGCCGUUCUUCCCGAGCCAGCCCCUGGCGGGAGCGGCCGUUCCGGGGCCCGGCGCUGCGGACAAAGGCGAGGCGGGCCCGGGGGCUCAGCCCUUCCCCGCGGCGCUGCGGGCCGGCAAGGCUGCGGGCCAGGGCCACGGCUGCGACUGCGGCCCGGGGACUCCCUUGAAAAAACAGACUUCUCUGCUUGGGGAACCCCCAAAAGAAAUUCGGCUGAGCACCAACCCCUACUUGAAUUUGGCAAGUGUUUUGCCUGGUAUCUGUCUGCCAGCAGCAAUUGCCAGCAAAGCCUCCAGUCCUCCACAGCAGACCAGCCUUCCCAACAAUGUCAUGGAUGCUGCUGUGUCUCAGGGAACUGCAUCACAACAUGCAAUGGAAAAUUAUUUCAGUUAUUCCCAGCAGCCUGGGGAAUACCCACAGGAGGCUGUCCAGCAGUGGUACCAGCAUUAUGCACAUCCCUCUACCCAGGCCAGAGGGGGUGGCUUGGAAAAUGGAGCUUCUGAGGAAUCUCCAGGUGGAUCUUUCCCAGACUACAGCAGCUGCCUGCAGGUGGUGCCUGCCUUUUUGGGUGGAGCCCAGGGAUCCCAGCUGGGCUUGCAGCCUCCUCCAGCCAAUCCCUUAAAGCAGGUGGCCCCGAAGCGCAGCUCCUCGUACCUCGUGCCCUCCCCCGAGCCCGGCCCCGCCGAGCUGGCGGCGCCCGCCGGAGCCGCGCGUUUCUCGGAAUCGUCGCUGAAGAAGAAGCGCGUGUACUGAUCCCCGCCCGGCCCCUCGGUAUUUAUUGCUGCCUUAACUUCGGACAAGGGAUUCUUCCUGCGCGGGGUGAGUGACCCAAGAGCAGCCGGCUCUGUCCGAGGACACCGAAGGUGGUGGCUGCUCCCGCCUGGAGAGGAGGGGACAGCGUUGGCUUUGUCACCUGAGGGACAGAGCACUGCCACCUGGGGAGCUGGGGCAGCUCCAGCUGAAAGCAAUAAAAACCCAGAGGAAAGAAAGCUGAUCCUUUCUCCAGUCCUCAGCCUGAGGAAGUUAAAAGAGGAAGUCUUGCUAGUAAUUAUUUUGUAUUUUUUUAACUCCGAACGUGGAGGGGUUUUUUUUCCCAACUUUUCCUUUUUCCAGGAUUAAGAGCUCUGCAUUUACAGCCUUUCAAUUUUUAAUAUUUCUUCUUAAUCCUGGAGUAGAGCGAUACCAAAAGGAUUCCCAGAGCCUCGGUGAUGUUCUCAAUAAAUACCUGUCCAAAGGGAGAUGCUGUCCUGAGCUGCCUUGGAAUAUUCCCUGGGAUUUGGAGAACUCAUCCUUGGACAGUGGAAUAACUUUGUUUUUAGGCUGAGAACCCACAGCUUUUCCAUGGAGGAAGUCAUUCCCAGAGUGAGGCAGCAUCACCCUUCCACAGGUGUGGGACAGCUCUUCCUGGGCUGCCCCACACUGUUUCCCACUUUUGAGUGUACUUUCCUUUUUUUUUUUUUUU